Messenger RNA from Monopterus albus (swamp eel), 6564 nucleotides. RefSeq names its product nucleoporin 205 (gene nup205). Gene Ontology annotation, biological process: nuclear pore organization. The transcript has 43 exons. Gene Ontology annotation, molecular function: structural constituent of nuclear pore. The record is from RefSeq and is a predicted model, not a curated record. The coding region runs from base 225 to 6230 and encodes 2001 amino acids. Lineage: Eukaryota; Metazoa; Chordata; Actinopteri; Synbranchiformes; Synbranchidae. Gene Ontology annotation, cellular component: nuclear pore inner ring; nuclear pore.
CUAGAAGUCAUAAACAGCUGGAGGACGUCGCCUGAAGAAAUUAAUCAGAAUUACGACAAUGAUUAAAUUAUCCAACUGAUUAAAAUUUGCAUCUAUACACAUUAAGGUAGACAUAAAUGUCUUGGUAAAACCAAUUUAACUGGCGCGUGUUUACAAACUUUAUAUUUUUAAAAUUUCACACCGGCACCGGCCUGGAAACUUCUGUCCACUUUCACGAGUGUAUCAUGGCGGCGCAGAUGGCGGUAAAUUCGGAAGCCAGUCUGUGGGGGCCGCUGAAGGAGCUGUGGGAGACAGUGGAUGGGGCUGUGUUGAGGAGACAGCAAGAGAGCGUCCACCUCCUCGACCUGCACCUGAAAAAACACAAACCGCACUUUCUCUCACUCUUUAAGAACCCGCCAAAGAGUGCAGAGCAGAGAGAGAAGGUGCGUAAAGCCAGCACAGAAGGCAUCGCCAUCCAAGGUCAGCAGGGGUCAAGACUCCUUCCAGAGCAGCUUCUGACAGAGGCCUUCAUCCUCAGUGAUUUGUUUGAUAUUGGGGAGUUGGCAGCUUUGGAGCUUCUAUUGGCAGGUGAACACCAGCAGCCCAAUUUCCCAGGUCUCACAAGAGGUCUAGUAGCUGUCCUGCUCUACUGGGAUGGAAAGCUUUGUGUGUCUAACUCUCUGCGCACACUCAUCCAGUCACGCCAUGGCAAGACCUUCACCCUGGAUCUAAGUGGCGAGCUAGUGGCUUUGACAACACGUUUUACAGAUGAACUGAUGAGCCAGGGUCUGACCAAACGUAUUCUAACGUUGGUCUCCGAGAUCAGUGUGACGCGUGAGUUUGAACGGCUGCAGAAGGAGCGCGGCCUGGGCAAUGAAAAGCACAGGAAGGAGGUUUCUGACCUCAUCAAAGAAUGCAGACAGGCACUGGCAGACAGCCUGUUUUCAUGGACGUGCCAAUCACCUUUGACUAAAGAUGACACACUGGCUCUCAUUGGCCACCUGGAGACAGUGACAGCUCAAGCUGAUGGCUCACUGGACAGUGUGAACCUGGCUCUGGUCAUGGCACUGCUAUACUGCUUGGAUGUUAGCUUUGUAGAGCAGGGAACUGAAGAUAGAGAAGAUCUUCUCCAGGCACUGCCGUUACUCACAGAGAGACAGUAUGUGUCUGCAGUGCACAGUCGUUUGAUGGACAACCAGCCAUGGAAGCUUCCAGGCCUUCAGGCUGUGUGUCGGCUGGCCUGGGCUCUGUCUCUGAGGGUUCUUUCCCAGCUACCACAAGGAUCUGCCCUGGUUGAAUUCACUGAGGCAGAUGAGGCUCUGGCUGACCAGGCUUUGCUGGGAGAUGUGUUUUUGUUCAUGAAGGAGGGCAUGCUGGGAUGCGAGAGUUUUUCCCAGGAAGAGUUUUACAUCCGCCGCCUCCAUUCUCUUAUUACUGACUUCCUGGCACUCAUGCCAAUGAAAGUGAAGCAGCUUCGUAACCGUGCUGAUGAGGACGCCCGUCUGGUGCACAUGUCCCUACAGAUGGACAGCGAGCUUCCAUCAUCGUUGCGCAAGGACUUAGACCAUCUCCUAAUUCUCAUAGGAGAGUUUUACAGUAAGGACACUUUUGGGUUGGAGUUGGGUCUGGAGUUCUGGUGUCCCACCGAGUCUCUCCAGCACACGUCCUUGCAGGGAUCCUACCUGGGAAUGGCGCUGCAAAGGCCUCCACAUAAACAAGUGGUCCUGUCCAAGUUUGUGCGUCAGAUGGGAGACCUUCUGCCUUCUACUCUCUACAUCUCUUAUCUCCGUAUGCUGAAAGGCCUGGCCAAUGGCCCUCAGUGUGCUCACUACUGUUUCAGCCUGCUUAAAACCAAUGGAGCCACACACAGUGACAACAUUCAGGGAGUUUCAGGCAGCCCGGUGUCCUGGGAACAUUUUUUUCACUCACUCAUGCUCUACCAUGAGAACCUGCGAAGAGACCUUCCAAAUCCAGAUGCCUCACACUACCGCCACCCACCACUAAGGGGCAUCACCCAACGGGAGCUGGAAGGGCUCACCUCAUUUUUGCAGUUACUCACCACCAUCAUUACAUGGAGUGAAAAUGCGAGACUGGCACUAUGUGAGCAUCCCCAGUGGACCCCAAUUGUAGUCAUGUUGGGGUUGCUACAGUGCAGCAUUCCUCCUGUCCUGAAGGCUGAGCUCCUACACUGCCUGGCAGCCUUUGGGAAGUCACCAGAGAUCGCUGCAUCACUAUGGCAGUCCCUGGAGUACACCCAGAUCCUUCAGACUGUUCGAGUCCCAGGACAGAAGCAGGCAGCUGGAAUUGAGGUUGAACUAAAUGAGAUUGAGUCGAGCUGCGAGGAGUACCCUCUGACACGAGGCUUCUGUCAUCUGAUGAGCAUAUUGGUUGAGAGCAGCCUGCCUGUUAAUUUGGGGGCAGGGCUACGAGUUCCAGGCUUCCAGCCCUACCUGAACUUCCUACGUGACUCUGUCUUCCUUCCUUUUCCCACUAGAGCAUAUCGACGUCCCGCUGAGAAGUGGGAGGUAGCUGAUUCUGUCCUGGAGGUGUUCCACAAGCUACUGCGGGACUACGAGCCCCAGCCGACAGACUUUGUCCAGGAGAUGGUGGAGCUGCAGGGUGAGCAGGUCCAGGCCUACAAACCUCCAGGCCACAGCAUCAUGUUCCAUCUGCUCAACGAUUCACCCAUGCUCGUACUCUGCCUUAGCCUGCUGGAGGAGGGCGUACGCCAGCUGGACACCUAUGCACCCUUUCCUGGUAAGAAGUACUUGGAGUCAGCGGUGCUGCACUGCCUCUGUCUGCUAGACCUGGCUCUGCAGAAGGAGGCAGUUUUCAUGGAUCUCCUCAGGGAGAGCCAGGCCUCACUGCUGGUUUCCCCCUUGGAGCAACUCCUCCAGGGGGUUAGUCCUCAAACACGAAGGGCCGAUCACAUCGUCAAUAUUGCCAGGUAUCUGUACCACAGCAGCUCAAACCCAGAGGCUGCCUUCCAAAGUGCCAAGAUCUUGCGUUGCCUUGCUAACUACCCCAACAUUCAAAUUAGAUUGGUGGGAGAUUUCACACACAAUCAGGCUGUGAGUGAAAAGCUGAUGGCAGGCUUUGUGGAGUGUCUGGACAAUGAAGAGGCAGAGGAGGGAACGGAGAAAGGCGAUGACUCAGACUCACAAAAGAAGGUGGCAAGAAUCCGACAUGAAACCCAGAUUCAUAUCCUGAAUCUGCUCAUCACCUCCUUGGAGCUGAAGACGCCCAAUCUGGCCCUUUAUCUUUUAGGUUUUGAAGUCAAGAAGCCUGUGUUGUCCACUAACCUUCAGGACCCAGGUGUGUUGGGGUGUCCACGGAGCUGCCUGCACGCUAUCCUGAGUUUGCUGCAGAGAGGCACAGAGAAGAGAUCAGGACCGGUACUCACACAGCAGGCACCGAACCUAGCUGAGCUCUGCUACCAGGUGAUCUACCAGCUGUGUGCUUGCCCAGACACAUCUGGACCCACCAUGCGUUAUUUGAGGACCAGCCAGGACUUUCUGUUCUCUCACCUGCAGCACCUACCGUUUAUUCUGCCGAGUAACCAGAUCGCUGCCCUUUCCCAGAUGUCCUGGUUGAUGAAAACAGCUGCAAUCGAGCUGAGAGUGACCUCACUGAACCGUCAACGUUCACAUACACAACGUCUUGUCAGCCUCCUGCUAGAUGACCAACCAAACACUCAACAUUCAGUGGAUAAGUACAUGUUCAAAUUUAUGCGCAAGGAAUCGGGCAUGGAGGAAGAAACCAGAUCGGUCAGCGGUUUCCUGCAUUUUGACACAGUAUCUAAAGUGCGCAGAAAGUUGCUGAGUGUGCUGGACGCCAUUGAUUUCAGUCAGGACAUGCCUGAGCUGCUGCAGCUAGACUUUUUUGAGCGCACUCAAAUAGAGCAGGUGAUCUCCAACUGUGAGCAUGUCAAUGAGCAGGGACACACUGUGUGCAACGUUAAGUUACUUCAUAGAGUGUUGGUUGCUGAAGUGAAUGCACUACAAGGAAUGGCAGCCAUUGGACAGAGGCCCCUGUUACUGGAGGAGGUGAAUUCAAUCCUUCAGCAGGUGGUGGAACGGAAUCGCGUUCGUCGAAGUCUCAGUGCAAAGCGACAUGCGCUGCAGUCCUGGAGAAGCCUGGUGGAGACGCUGCUGACUGCUUGCCCUGCUGAUCUCAUACCUGCUGAUGACAGACAGCUCAUCAUCAGAGAUCUUCUGCUAGACCUGCACGAUAAGGUGUUAUCUGAGGAUGCAGCAGGAGAACUGAUGCCCAUUGUUGCUGGGGCAGUCUUCACUCUGACAGCCCAUCUCAGCCAAUCAGUGCUGUCUGAACAGCAGCAGGGGGUGGGAUUAGAAGCAUCCUCUGGCUUUGCCUCCAUCGCCAACUCUGCCCUGCACCUGAUCCUCCGCAAACUUCUGGACUUCAUCCUUUGUACUGGUGGUGGAUACCAGCGUCUCCGUGCUCACCUGUAUGGCUCUCUACUAUACUACCUUCAAAUUGCCCAGAAACCCGAAGAACCAGACACUCUGCAGACAGCAGGGAAAGCAAUGUGGGAGCGCCUCACAGCUCCUGAAGAUGGUUUCUCCAAACUGCAGAGAGAAAACCUUGUUAUAAUUGAGAGCUAUGGCAAGGCUCUUAUGGAGGUUGUAUGUAGAGAUGCUUGUGAUGGCCAUGAAAUUAGCAGGAUGUUGGCCCUGGCAGUACUGGACCGGAUCCUGACCAUAGACCGUCAGAAUCAGUGGCUGGUUUAUGUUUGCAACAGUGGUUACCUGCGGUCAGUGGUGGAGAGCCUGAGACUGGACGACAUUGCCCUGCAGAGCCUGCUCACACCUCAGCUACCCCUCCUCAAACCCCUCUAUAUCUACGAGAGCAAGAUGGCUCUGCUGACUCGUGUGGCUAAGACUGGCCAGGGAGCUGUAGAGCUGCUACGCUGUGGCGUGGUGGCACAGCUGAUUGAGUGCCAGGUGUUUGAUAUGGUACCUGAGAGCGAUGUACAUAGAGUGAUGAGGGACCCUUCAGGCUUCAUCCCGAGCCCUAUGGACCGCUACAGGCAGAUUCUUUUACCAACCCUGAGGCUCUUUCAAGUGAUCCUGACAUCUACCACCAUGAAUCACCAGCAAGGGGCAGCACAGGUUCUCCAGUGGCUAAUUGUUCAUGGAGACACAAUUCAGUCCCUGUUGCGCUGUCAGGAGCUCAGUAUGGGAGCUUUGCAGGAGCUCUCUUUGCUUACUGGCAUCAUCAGUAAGACAGCUCUGCCAGGUGCCCUAGAGACGAGUGGGGAGGUCAGCAGUGCUGCUGUAAUGGAGUUCCAGGGUCACAUCAACAGAUUCCAGCGUCUGUGUCUCUCAUUGCUUGGUCGUCUGGCAGGCAGUGAGCGGGAGAGGUUGCUAAAACAGGCUGAGAUCGCUGCACCUGGUGACUCAGCAGAACAGCGAGAGCAGAUGGAGGUGGCCAUGCAACAGGUGUGCGCUAACAUCAUGGAGUACUGCCAAGCGCUGCUGCUACAGAGCUCAGCCCAGGCCCAGUUCAGCAUCUGCCUCUUCAGCCCAUCAGGCAGUGAACCAGCUGGCAGAGAUGGAGGGUGCACAGAUCUUUCAUCCACUCUGCCAUCGAUGCCAUACUCCCGGGCACCCAGCUUGGGUCUGGUCCUGUACCUGCUGAAAAACAGUGCUGCAGACUUCUUCCGAUUCCACCAGUGUCACAGACAGAGCCUAGGCAAGCUGCAGAGCCUGGAUCAGCUGCCCCCUGAGGAGCUCAAAGAGUUGUGCCAAGGUCUGGUGUCAGGCCCAGGAGGGGUGGAGAAGAUCUCAUCAGUCCAGAGGAACCUGCUGGCCAAGAGGCGACUGGUCCAGCUCAUCAACAACAGAGCCAAGCUGCUGGCCCUGUGCUCCUAUGUUAUCGAGACUUGUUUGUUUGUAUUGUGGCGCCACCUAGAGUACUACCUGUUGCAUUGUACCCCCACUGACCCCAGGGGCUCCCUGUUGCCUUCAGCCAGCUUAUACAGAUCACGCCUUACAGAGGAUUCAUUUGGGGGACUACAGGCAAGUGGAGGUCGUGGACUCGGCCUUUCCCGAGUCAGCCAGCAAGACCUGGACCUGCUGAAGAGUGACAUGGCUGCAGGUUUCGGAGAGGCUCUGCAGAAGAAGCUGCUGGAGGUGGAGGGCCUGUACAGCCAAGUUCGCUCCCGAUACACCUUCAUCCAGGCACUGGUUCGCAGGAUCCGCGGCCUGCUCCGACAGCCAAAAAGCUGAGAAAGACACACAACAACUGGCGAAGAUACAAAUUUUCAGUUUCUUAUUGAAACCAACCUUCUGCCAAGCAUAGGCAUGAGCAACUGCAGAAGACUUUAAAGGACUUUCUGGCAACAUCAUUCCUUUUUACUGACCUGUACCAGCUCCUGAGUAUUGCUGGAUGUUACUGCCAUCACAGCACUUGGUCCAUUUUGUGUGACCAGUCUUAAUAUUGACUAACCUGCUACAAGGGUUACUCAAAAGUAACUCAAAAAUUUUUACUUGUUAGGAAGAAUUAGAACUUUUCUUUUGUCUGGUUUCUCUUUUGUGAAAAUAAACAUUUUUAAAUCUGUCA